Molecule: messenger RNA, 210 nt
Organism: Blastomyces dermatitidis ER-3
Lineage: Eukaryota; Fungi; Ascomycota; Eurotiomycetes; Onygenales; Ajellomycetaceae
Exons: 2
Coding region: 1-210 (69 amino acids)
Source: RefSeq, a predicted model, not a curated record
AUGGCUCUUCAUUCUCACAACAAGUGUUCUCAUAGUACUCAUAUCAGACAGUUCAUUAGCAAGGAAAUCAUUAUGGGUUUUAUUAUGCAUGAAGUCAUGACAUUCACAGAUAUUAAGAAACUUUUCACAAUCAUUAAAUUCAAUAUUGUGAAUACAUCUGCUCUAAUGAAUAUCUUCAGUAUGAUUAAUCUGUAUCAGUCUAUUCUCUGA